Messenger RNA from Epithele typhae, 714 nucleotides. RefSeq lists its product as uncharacterized. Bases 1 to 714 code for a protein of 237 amino acids. The record is from RefSeq and is a predicted model, not a curated record. NCBI's taxonomy places the organism in Eukaryota, Fungi, Basidiomycota, Agaricomycetes, Polyporales, Epitheliaceae. The transcript has a single exon.
AUGGCCUAUCGCUUACCCGCACGCGGAGCAGCCGGCGCACCGUCGUUUGAUCCGGAAGGUGACCCCCGCACCAUCCUCGGAUUCUUCGACGACCUCGACUACUGCUUUGAACAAGGGCAAAUCAAUGACGAAGACCGCAAGAAGGCACACGCAGUUCGCUACGCACCCGACUCGGAGAAGACUAUCUGGCGCGCGAUCCCGGAGUUCACAGAUGCCACGAAGGACUACGAAGACUUUAAGAAAGCCGUGAAGAAGGAGUACGUAGGAGAAGACGGAGUAGGGCUGUUCACUCGGAGGGACCUGGAGUUGCUCGUGGACAAGACCGCGAGCCAGCCGAUCGAAUCAAUCAACACCUUCAACAAGUACGGCCGUCUCUUCCGCGACCGGUCCGCCUUCCUCGUCCUCGGCAACCAGCUUCAGCCGAAGGAUCGUGACCAUCUCUUCUUGCUCGGCCUGCCACUCGCGCUGCGCACCCCCAUCCUCGAUCGCCUCCGCAUUAUCAAACCAACCAUCCUCUACCCCCGCGACCCUUACCCCAUUAACGACGUUACCGAAGCCGCACACCACGUCCUGGAGGCCGCGCUAGUCGGCACCGUUUCCGGAAGCUCACUCGUACCAACUCAAGUGGUCGCCCCUGUCCAGGUGCCAGCGAUCAAGUCAGAAGCUACGAUGGUCAUGGAGCAACUCGCUGCCACGCUCUCACCACCAUCAUAG